AUAUCCAUCUCAUCAACUCGCUCACCGAUCUUCAUUUUCAUCUCGACUGCACAAAGCCAAAACCCUAAUCACGAUCGAGUAACCAUGGGUGAUCAAUUGGCGAGGGCGGAGGAAUUCGAGAAGAAAGCUGAGAAGAAGCUCAAUGGCUGGGGCUUGUUCGGAUCCAAAUACGAAGACGCCGCCGAUCUCUUCGAUAAGGCGGCCAAUUCCUUCAAGCUUGCCAAAACCUGGGAUAAAGCUGGAUCAACUUAUGUGAAAUUGGCAAACUGUCAUUUGAAGUUGGAGAGCAAGCAUGAAGCUGCCCAAGCCUAUGUUGAUGCUGCUCAUUGCUACAAGAAAAUAAAUACAAGUGAGGCUGUAUCUUGUUUGCAGCAGGCAGUAAACAUGCUCUGUGAGAUUGGAAGGCUCAGCAUGGCUGCAAGAUACUUCAAGGAAAUUGCAGAACUCUAUGAGGCUGAGAAGAACCUUGAGCAGGCUAUUGACUACUAUGAAAAGGCAGCUGAUUUCUUCCAAAAUGAGGAAGUAAGUACUUCUGCAAACCAAUGCAAGCAGAAGGUAGCUCAAUUUGCUGCACAGCUGGAACAGUAUCAAAAAGCUAUUGAGAUAUAUGAAGAGAUAGCACGGCAGUCUCUUAAUAAUAACUUGCUGAAAUAUGGAGUUAAAGGACAUCUUCUUAAUGCUGGCAUUUGCCAACUUUGCAAAGGAGAUGUUGUUGCAAUUAACAAUGCAUUGGAGCGAUAUCAGGAACUGGAUCCAUCUUUUUCUGGAACAAGAGAAUACAGAUUAUUAGCUGAUAUUGCUUCGUCCAUAGAUGAAGAGGAUGUCGCAAAGUUUACAGAUGUUGUAAAGGAAUUUGAUAGCAUGACUCCUUUGGACCCAUGGAAGACAACUUUGUUGUUGAGGGUGAAGGAGAAGCUGAAAGCCAAAGAAAUGGAAGAAGAUGACCUUACCUAAAGUUUUCAUGUUUUUUGCAUUCCAGGGUCUUGAUUUUUAUGUUAAUGAAUUGCACUGUAUUGUGUCCUUGUCCAGUUAUACUCCUUUAUAACAUUCUCCUUUACUGGGUGUACUUUUGGUUGGCUUUUACGACCAGAGUUAUCAUGCUUGGGUUUGUGAACAUGAGUUUGUAAUUAAAACUAAAAGCUUGGCUCGAUU
Rubroshorea leprosula is the source of this 1152-nucleotide messenger RNA. NCBI's taxonomy places the organism in Eukaryota, Viridiplantae, Streptophyta, Magnoliopsida, Malvales, Dipterocarpaceae. The record is from the annotation of a GenBank genome assembly.